Molecule: messenger RNA, 1624 nt
Organism: Trichosurus vulpecula (common brushtail)
Lineage: Eukaryota; Metazoa; Chordata; Mammalia; Diprotodontia; Phalangeridae
Gene: ADA
Product: adenosine deaminase
Exons: 12
Coding region: 129-1217 (362 amino acids)
Biological process (GO): purine ribonucleoside monophosphate biosynthetic process; negative regulation of adenosine receptor signaling pathway; T cell activation
Cellular component (GO): cytosol; external side of plasma membrane
Molecular function (GO): adenosine deaminase activity
Source: RefSeq, a predicted model, not a curated record
GGGCCGGGGGCGUGCCCAGAGCCAGAGAGCCCUGUUAAAACUGGGGUGGCGGUGCACGAGGCCGAGACAGAAACCCCCCGGAAGAGAGCUGGCAGAACCGACGGACGGACUGAGUGCAGACGGUCACCAUGAGCCAGCCACCGGUGUUUGACAAGCCUAAAGUAGAACUUCAUGUCCACCUGGAUGGAGCCAUCAAGCCUGAGACCAUCUUGUACUAUGCAGAGAGGAGAGGAAUCCCACUUCCCGCCAAUACAGUAGAGGAGCUCCGGGACAUCAUUGGCAUGGACAAGCCCCUAAGCCUCCCUGAGUUCUUGGCUAAGUUUGACUACUACAUGCCAGCCAUUGCGGGUGACCGGGAGGCCGUUAAACGAGUGGCCUAUGAGUUCGUGGAGAUGAAAGCCAAGGAGGGCGUGGUGUAUGUGGAGGUGAGAUAUAGCCCCCACCUGCUGGCCAACUCCAAGGUGGAGCCCAUUCCCUGGAAUCAGGCUGAAGGAGACCUCACACCUGAUGAAGUCGUGUUUCUCGUUAGCCAGGGCCUGCAGGAGGGCGAGCGAGACUUUCAAGUCAAAGUCAGGUCUAUUCUAUGCUGCAUGCGCCACAUGCCAAACUGGUCCCCUGAAGUGGUGGAACUCUGUAAGAAGUAUCGCAACCAGACGGUGGUGGCCAUCGACUUGGCUGGAGAUGAGACCUUAGAGGGCAGUACCCUCUUUUCUGGGCAUGUAGAAGCCUAUGAGGAGGCUGUGAAAAGUGGAGUUCAUCGGACAGUUCAUGCUGGAGAAGUGGGGUCUGCUGAGGUUGUAGAGCAGGCAGUGAAUAUUCUCCAUACUGAGAGGAUAGGCCAUGGCUACCACACUUUGGAAGACGCCACCCUGUAUGAGAAGUUGCUGAAGGAGAACAUGCACUUUGAGGUAUGCCCCUGGUCGAGCUAUCUCACAGGAGCCUGGAAUCCGGACACCCCCCAUGCAGUCAUACGGUUUAAGGACGAUAAGGCCAACUAUUCCCUCAACACAGAUGACCCCCUCAUCUUCAAGUCUACCAUUGACACAGAUUACCAAAUGGUGAAAACGCAGAUGGGCUUCACUGAGGAUGAGUUUAUAAGACUGAAUAUCAAUGCAGCCAAAUCCAGCUUCCUUCCAGACAAUGAGAAAGAGGAGCUCCUUGACCAACUGUAUGAGGCCUAUCAGAUACCACAGCCAACCUCUCAGGUGUCAAAGUGAUGAUGCCUCCGACACGACAGAGCAAGAGAGAAAAACUACUGAUCCCAUGAUGCCUCAGUGUCCACCAUGCCAUGACUCAGGAAUCCAAGCUUCCUUCCCAGUAGGGUGGAGGUGCCAUAAUCUUGUCUAUUUUCUUUCAUGGGGCAAUACUGAUUAGCAAAUCAACUCUUUUCCCACUGUACAUAUAGCCAGCUGUGCAUUAAUAUACCUUGAUGCAGAAACAUUUGUCUUGUAUAGACUGUUCACCACCCACAAGAUUCAAGGCUUUCGUUUAUCCAUCAUUUAAAAUUAACUUUGCUGAGAUGACCAACUGCUGGGGGCCAAAUGUGAGGUGCCUCUGAAGAAGUGAUCCUGCGGGGUUGCUGAGGGGCGCAGCGGUGCUCAAUCAAUAAACUAACCAAUCCAGU